AUGAAUGAUGUCGUCUAUGUCUGGCACCACUCGGAUGGAGGGGAACCGGAUUGGGAGCCCGACAUCAUCGACAAUAUCCACAAUAAUAAAUGGGUUUGUUUGGCCCGCACUGAAUACAAUCUCGAUUGUCACAUACAGGUGCUGACCGACUAUAUGAGCAAAGAAAUAGAGGAGAACUGGACAGACCUGGCUCAUUUCGUGACACUCCACACACCCCUAUACUACCCGUUCAACGCGUUGAACCGUUUCCAAGAGUGUCUCCAGAAGUUUAUCUCAUUCGGCAUCCGAACCAACUGGACGUCUAUUAAUGAGCCCAAACACUACAACGCCAUGGCCUCCAUCGACGCCCUGACCACUAUAUUUGGAUAUAACACGUGGGCCAUGAACUUUCAGUUCCGCCAGGUGGGUCCGGCCACCCUGGUCAUCACUUAUGAUCAGCCAGACCUGAUGGGAGGGGUGUCAGGGUGUUUGGUACAGUACGUGAAUCCCGUUGAACCCAAUAAAGUUCGGUUUAUUUUGAGAAAUUAUUGCGACCGUGGAUUCCGGGCCAGAAUUUUUGCUAAAGUUCUCAACUUCUUCGAGAUAUUUAUGAUCGAAAGGGAUAUGAUUGUGUGGAAUAACAAGAAGUUUGUCAAAAAUGCCAAAUACACUAAAAUGGAUAAACCGAUCGCACAGUUUAGGCGAUGGUAUACUCAAUACUAUUCCGAUAAAAAUGAUAAUCUCCUGGACUGGUAG
Oppiella nova is the source of this 735-nucleotide messenger RNA. Lineage: Eukaryota; Metazoa; Arthropoda; Arachnida; Sarcoptiformes; Oppiidae. The record is from the annotation of a GenBank genome assembly.